This is a messenger RNA of Schistocerca americana (American grasshopper), 1724 nucleotides long. RefSeq names its product aldehyde dehydrogenase 1A1-like. The record is from RefSeq and is a predicted model, not a curated record. Bases 125 to 1591 code for a protein of 488 amino acids. Lineage: Eukaryota; Metazoa; Arthropoda; Insecta; Orthoptera; Acrididae. The transcript is spliced from 12 exons. Gene Ontology annotation, molecular function: aldehyde dehydrogenase (NAD+) activity.
AGUAGCGCAGGGGAAGAAGGCGGGUCCAGGAUAAAUACUGCGUUAAGCUGCCCGCCCUGUUUACAUUGUGUCAUCUGCUGGAAGAGGCCGGUAGUGGAGAGAAGAGGACCAAAUUCUCAACAUCAUGGCGAAAAAAGUGGACAUCAAGUACACACAGAUAUUCAUCAACAAUGAAUUUGUUGAUUCAGUUUCCGGGAAGAAAUUUCCUGUUUACAACCCCACAAAUGGAGAAAAAAUUGCUGAUGUUUCAGAGGGUGACAAGGCAGAUGUAGACAAAGCAGUUGCUGCAGCCAAAGCAGCAUUCAAGAGGGGUUCAGAAUGGAGGACAAUGGAUGCUUCAAAGCGAGCAGUACUGAUGCACAAGCUAGCAGACUUGAUAGAAAGAGAUAUUCACUAUUUGGCUGUACUGCAGAGCAUGGAAGGAGGGAAGAUAUUCCCAGCUUCAUAUGGUGAAAUCAUAUUUUCUGCCAACUGUUUACGUUACCUUGCUGGCUGGGCUGACAAAAUCCAUGGUCACACCAUACCUACAGAUGGCCCUUACUUCACCUACACACGGAAAGAGCCUGUUGGAGUAGUUGGGCAGAUAAUACCAUGGAAUGCUCCUGUACUGAUGGCUGUAUGGAAAUUAGCUCCAGCUUUCGCUACUGGGUGCACUGUAGUACUGAAGCCUGCUGAAGAUACGCCUAUCAAUGCUUUAUACAUUGCAGCUCUGUGCAAAGAAGCUGGAUUUCCUGCUGGAGUUGUCAAUGUUGUCCCAGGAUAUGGGCCAACUGCAGGAUCUGCCAUUGCAUCACACCCUGAAAUUUCAAAAGUGGCAUUCACUGGUUCUGUUGCGGUUGGAAAAGCAGUUAUGGCAGCGGCUGCACAGUCAAACUUGAAGAAAGUUUCACUGGAGCUGGGUGGGAAGAGUCCACUGAUAAUACUUCCUGAUGCUGACAUUGAUGAAGCAGUACAGAUAGCACAUGAUGCACUGUUCAUCAACCAAGGACAAGUCUGCUGUGCAGGAACAAGAACUUUUGUGCAUGAAGAUAUAUAUGACGAAUUUGUUAAGAAAGCAAAAGCAAAAGCUGAAGAAAAGAAAGUUGGUGAUCCUCUGGCAGAUGGCAUUCUUCAAGGUCCUCAGAUUAAUGAAAAGAUGAUGAAUAAAGUUCUGAGCUACAUCAAGGCAGGAAAGGAAGAAGGAGCUCGUGUUGAAUGUGGUGGAGAACGUAUAGGUACAGCUGGCUACUUUAUCAAGCCAACAGUGUUCUCAAAUGUUACUGAUGACAUGAAAAUUGCGAAAGAGGAGAUAUUUGGCCCUGUACAAAGUAUUCUAAAAUUCAAAACUCUGGAAGAAGCUAUUGAAAGAGCUAACAAUACGACUUAUGGAUUGGCAUCUGGAAUUGUGACUAAAAAUAUUAAUAAUGCCCUGGUGUAUGCAAAUGCUUUGGAAGCUGGCAAUGUCUGGAUUAACUGCUACAACGUCAUUACACCGCAAGCACCAUUUGGUGGCUACAAGCAGUCUGGAAUUGGCAGGGAACUGGGAGAAGACACACUGCAGGAAUAUCUGCAGGUAAAGACUGUGUCUGUGAAACUUCCAAGCAAAUCGUAAGAUCUUUCAGCCACCAAAUAAGGAUUUUGUUCUGUUAAACAAAUCAUUAUUGUGAAGCUUUAACAAACUUUUGUGCUGAUCAUAUUGUAAAACCAGUAAUAUGGAAAUAAAUUUAUAUUUUUUUAUCAGAGUA